AUGGCUGCUGUUCUGCAAUUGAAACGACCUGUAGCGGCAACACUCAAGCCAGCGUUUCGAUAUACAUCCUUUCUCCCCGCACGAGCGCCAUCUCUAAGCCCACGACGUGCAUUCUCCGUUUCUCCGAAGCAAGCCAUGCUGUCGACGGAGCUAACUGAAGCCCAAGUAUCGGCUCUCAGGGCCAACAAGGACCGUCUUGCACAAGACCUUCACCAUACAUGCCAAUGGGGAUACGGAAUCCGCUGGGGAGAUGGCCACACAGACACGGGUAUGCAGCGUUUGGCGCUGUCGCAGGAGGAUAAACUAGUACGAGACUGGUUCAUCGAAACAACGGAAGCCCUAGGAUGCAAAAUCACAGUGGACGCGAUGGGCAACAUUUUUGCUGUCCGUCCUGGGCGCAGAACUGAUGUACCGGCAACUUUUAUUGGUAGUCACUUGGAUACGCAGCCGACUGGUGGCCGAUACGAUGGGAUCCUGGGCGUCCUCUCUGGCAUUGAGACUCUCAAGACCCUAAACGACAUGGGACUCGAAACAGAAGGUGGUGUUGGUGUCGUCAAUUGGACCAAUGAAGAAGGCGCCCGUUUCCCUAUUAGCAUGGUCUCCUCCGGUGUAUGGGCAGAAAGCAUCCCUUUGGAAAAGGCACAUGCAUUGAAGGAAGUUCCAACUGUCGCCUCCCUCCCCACGGCAGCAUCCGCCCCCGAGUCCAUGAAAUCAGCACUCGAGAAGAUCGAAUACCUCGGAAGCGUACCAUGUUCUUACAAGGAAAGCCCCAUGGCAGCCCACUUCGAACUUCACAUCGAGCAGGGCCCUCACCUCAUCACGGCAGGGCAGCAAGUCGGCGUCGUAACAGCCGUCCAGGCAUAUCGAUGGUUCCGCCUCAAUAUCUUCGGUCGAGACACUCACACGGGCACAACAGCCUUCGAGCACCGCGCCGACGCUCUCUACGCGUUCGCGCGCAUGAUGGUACUUGCCAGGGAAGUCGCAGCCUCCCAAGGCUGUCUAGCAAGCGUGGGCAUCAUCGAGGCGAAACCUGGGAGCGUAAACACUGUUCCCGGCACAGUGAGCUUCAGCCUCGAUAUCCGUGGACCAAAGACCGAACUCGUCGAGGUUGUAGAAGCCCAGCUGCGCAAGGAUUUCGAUGCAAUUGCCGCGGAGGAAGGGAAGGGGAUCGGGAAGCCGUGCCGUGUAGAGUGGACAUUGGAUUUUGACUCCCCGGCUGUGAACUUCCACCCCGAUUGCAUUGAGUGUGUGCAGCAGUCUGCCGAGGUGGUUGCGACUGACGCUGGUGGUGCGGAUCCCAAGUCGCUCGUGCGGACUAUUAUGAGUGGUGCUGGGCAUGAUAGUGUUUUUACUUCGAAGAGAGUUCCGACGAGCAUGAUAUUUGUUCCUUGCAAGGAUGGGUUGAGCCAUCAUCCUGAAGAGUUCUGCUCUGCUGAUGAUUGCGCCAGAGGUACCUCUGUCAUUUUGCAGGCAGUUGUGCGGUAUGACCGGAAGAGGUUCUCGGCAUAA
Molecule: messenger RNA, 1509 nt
Organism: Aspergillus puulaauensis
Lineage: Eukaryota; Fungi; Ascomycota; Eurotiomycetes; Eurotiales; Aspergillaceae
Product: M20 family metallo-hydrolase
Exons: 3
Coding region: 1-1509 (502 amino acids)
Molecular function (GO): hydrolase activity, acting on carbon-nitrogen (but not peptide) bonds, in linear amidines
Source: RefSeq, a predicted model, not a curated record